Tetrapisispora phaffii CBS 4417 is the source of this 2538-nucleotide messenger RNA. RefSeq names its product Ste5p (gene STE5). The record is from RefSeq and is a predicted model, not a curated record. The transcript has a single exon. Lineage: Eukaryota; Fungi; Ascomycota; Saccharomycetes; Saccharomycetales; Saccharomycetaceae. Bases 1 to 2538 code for a protein of 845 amino acids.
AUGAUUUCUACUCUAGUUCCAUUGGAAAAUGAGCAAGUGAUUCACCAAUACAUUAAUGUCGAAACUGGUGAAGCUUCGACUCAUUUGAAAACUCCGGAGAGUCAAACGUUCCUCCAUUCAAUGGAAAAAAUAUCCCCGUCCUCAUUCAUAAAGAACAAGAAUUGGAAGUUUGGUUUUAAUAAACCAAAAAAAUAUGACAGGAAGGAAAAAAUUAAACAUCCUGUGGAGUUUGAAAACUCAACGAAAAGGAAACCACCUCCAUUACCGAAACUGAAUGAAUUGAGUCCAUUAAAAGCUUUUCCAGAAAGACAAUCUUCUCUGCCCAGACCGUCAUCUAUCCUUUUCAAUCCAAAGAAGGAACAUUUAUCUUAUAGUUCAACAUCAGGUACUAUCAGCGGUACUGUUAAUAGUUCUAAGAAAAGUAAUUCUUUGACUAAUUUAUCAUCGGAGCUUCAGAAACCACAUAAUAGCAACAGUGAAGGUCACAGGAAUAAGAAAUCUUUUAUCAAUGCAACAUGUACCCUAUGUAAUGAAUUUGUCUCUAACAGAGCGCCAGGUGAAAAAAUUAUAGAAUUGACAUGUGGUCAUCCAAUUCAUGAAGACUGUUUGACAAUAUCUUUUGGAAACAGUUCCGACUACGACGUUAAUAAUAACUACUCGCUAUUUCCUAAAUGCCAAUCAUGUCUUUUGGCGAAUAAGUCAUCUAAGAGAUGUAUACCUGUGAGUGAAGAAAUUAAAGAUAAGCUGAUGUCAAAUUUCUUAUUGAAUAAUAGUAUGAGUCCAAUUGAACAGUCUAUUGAGAUUGAUUCUCAGAUGGUUAAUGAAACAAUGUCAGCGAAGCUGUCGCCUAUUCAACGGUUAGAAAAAAUUCAUAAAUUUCCAAAUUCAAGAACUUCAUCACCAAUAUCACUAUUUACGAGAGCAAACGAUUCCAGACUAUCCGGGUUAGAUGGUCUUCCUUUCGUUAAACCAAUUGGUGUCUUACCGGUAAACACUGUGCUGGAUAAUAAGAAGUCAAGAAUAGGAAGCACAAUAUAUGCCUCUCCACAAAUAAUCAGUUCUAAUCUAGAAACACAAUCUCUACAUUCAGUAGAAACAUUGGAUGCACAGGAAAAUUAUGUUGAGUCGGAACAAAGUGAUAAUUCAAUUCCAAUAUUAAGAUCAUUUUUUACUGAAAGUCUUUUGUCAGACUUCCCUGAUAAGCUUAAGAAAUCUCAGUUUGAUGAAGAUCAUGGUCUAUUAAGGUUAGUUGACACUUUUUCAACAUCAUUCAAUGGCACUGAAUAUUCAGCCGGGAAUUGUUUCCUAUUUGAGAAAUCUAUAAUACUUUCAAAAUCUAGCAAGUCAAAUGAAGAUACUGCUUCUCAUAUUUUAGCGACAUCUAAUGAUAAUUUCGGUAACGUUACAGUAUUUAAUCUGGGUGAAGGUUUCGUUAUCGAAACUAUUGAUUCGUCUGUACUUAAAAUCAAAUUCUCCGCAGAAACUAAUCCAGUUUCCUCAUAUUUAUAUCUAACAGAAAAUUUGAAGACAAACACAAGUUCAAUUAUUGAAAAAUGGAUUUCAGGUUUAUUAGAUCUGACAUUUACCUUUAAUUGUAAACAUUUCACCUCGACACUAGAACUACCCCCAGUUUUGAAAAAUUCUGACGCUGACACUUCAAAUGCAACAUUUUUUGCUCUGGUUAAUAAUAAUAAAAUCGUCGAAGUUACCCAUCUAGACAAUGAAUCGACAGGAACUAUACUAAGAAGAAGUGUUUGCAUGCCAACAACUGGUACCACGGACUUUACAGUUGAUAGUUUGAUGUCUGUAGUGACCUCAUUUAGUUCCAUUAUAUCUAUGAAAAUGAAAAAACCUGAAAAUCUACUUCUCGUGGUACAAAUAGAUUUUAGAAAGUUAAACCAAGGGGAAGAACUAGUCAUCAAAAACACUAUUAGGGCAUUAACUCUUAAUUACUCGGAUUUACAUAUGUGCUUUGUUGAUAAUCAUAGUAAGGUCAUCAAAAUCGUACCGACAAAGGAUAUUGUUAAUGGAACUGAUUAUUUUAAAGAUUUAAGUCAAAUUAAGGGUUCCACUUCUUUUUCACCAUCUUGGUUGUUGAGUGAAUUGUACCCAGAUGGUGUCAAAACAUCGCUAGGUGUUUCGGUAAUCUCAAAUACAAAAAUGGAUGAGACAGAAUCGAUCCUCUUUAUGGAUUUUGAUAAAUUCAAUGGUUUGGGUAGGAAAAAGGUACAUCAACUAAAAGUUCAUGUAGGUUUUUUAAAUAUUGAUUACUCUGAAGAAAUUCAAGAAUUAUUAGAAAUCAAUAACUGGAAUUUACUAUUAGAAUCACUGUGUUUCACCUUUGACAUUGUCUAUGGACAAGAUGAAGAUACUGUUGAUUUUGCAAUUAACAAAAACAAUACAAUAAGUAGGUCCACGACACCGACGCUAUUAUUAGAUCCAAAUGACAGCGCUUCAGAUUUAGAAUCACUAACAACAAUACUACUUGGAACGGCAACUCCCUCAACAAGGGACUCGCCACUAACGAUUUCAUCGUGA